UCUCGCCCUUCUUUCUUAGCGAGCGGACACGCUGCACAGAAAGCGUACUUCACAAGUCCCUUAAUUCAGUCUUCUCUCAUCGCUAUCCCGGUUGCUUCUUCCUAGCUCGCCUAUUCUCUCCCCUCUUUAAAUAUCGGACUUCGUGGCGCCUAAUUUCUGCUCCCCUUCCUUUGCUGGUUUCGUUAGACAACUCAAUGGCUAGCUCCAGUAGCACAAGCAGGACCACCUCCUUUGACGAUCUUGAAAUGUCGACAAAGCGCGCCAAGUUCCAUAGCGGGGACUCACCAGCCUCUGACUCGUCUCAUUCCUUCGCCUAUGACGGAGAGCGAUUAAGCAGAGAACGAAGCAAAGGCGAAGAGCGGUUCGGUGACGAGCAGCCUCGCGAAAAAGUGGAGGAUGAAGAGGCCGUUCAGCGGACUGAAGAAGUCCCUGACACUGUACCACAAUUAACGUUCCCGGACGGAGGAUGGAAGGCAUGGGGCAACAUCGCCGGAUGCACGUUGAUCUCCUUGACCGCUUUCGGUCAAGUAAAUUCGUUUGGCGUCUUCCAAGGUCACUAUGCGACUGACCAGCUUAGUGACCGAACAGCGUCGGAUAUCUCUUGGAUCGGAAGUGUCCAAGUCACACUUUUGUAUAUUUCUGGUCUAUUCCUGGGCAGAGUACUUGACGUGUACGGUGCAAGAGGUCUUCUCACUGCCGGAUGUUUAUUGUCAACUUUCAGUGCCUGCAUGCUCUCACUUUCGAAAACCUAUUAUCAAAUAUUCUUGUCGCAGGCUAUUGGGAUGGGCCUCGGAGUUGCUCUCCAAUUCUAUCCUCUCCUCGUCAUCCCUGCCCACUGGUUCCGAGCCAAACGGGCCGCUGUAGUCGGCAUUGUCGUUGCCGGCUCGUCGCUGGGUGGAAUCAUCUUCCCCAUUAUGCUCUCAAGACUGUUUGACAGCAUUGGCUUUGCCUGGUCGGUCCGGGCCAUGGCACUUUUCAUGUUUGUGGCUCAGGCCAUCAGUAUCCCGUUCAUCAAGGAACGGCUCCCCCCAUCCAAGAAUAAAAAAAUAUUUGAUUUCGGUGCACUAAAGGAAAUCAAGUUUCUACUCCACUGUCUAGGAGGUUUCUUCUCUGCAUUCGCGAUUUUCACGCCAUUUUGGUACAUUGAGCUGUUCAUGCUGAGCCGCGGGUCCAGUGCCAGUCUCGCUUUCUAUUCCAUUGCCAUCAUGAAUGCCGCGGGUAUGGUCGGUAGAAUCUUCAGUGGUUAUAUUGCGGAUCGUUUAGGUCGCUUCAACACUGUGGUACCUAUAGCUGGGUUGCAAACCCUCGCGGUCUUCGCAAUAUGGACAACUUCUAUGCGUAUACCAGAAACCAUCAUAUUUGCCAUUCUAUUUGGCGCAGCCAGCGCCUCUUACCUCUCAAUAGCCUCCUCCUGCGUUGCUCAAAUCACCAAAGACCAAUCACAGAUCGGCACCCGUACAGGAAUGUUCAUGGCCGCUAUGGCACCUGGUAUUCUUGCCGGACCUCCUAUAGCCGGCGCGUUGCUGUCUUUACGAUCGCAGAAGUCGCCGCAUGCAACUGGCGGGGGUGCUGGCGACUUUAGGUAUCUUUGGGCACAAUUCUUUGGCGGCGCGUUACUACUUGUAGGCGCAUGCUUCGAGUUUGCAGCGCGCGUGGCGUGCAGCCGCAAGAUUCGCACGAAGGUGUGAUUCCACAUGCGCAAGUUGCCGACCCACGGGGUGUGCUUCUUUUUCAGUGGAAGAUCUUGGGUGGACCAUGUGUUGGGCGUGAUUCCUGCGGAUUCUUUUCGUUUUUUACUCAGUUUCUCUGGAUGCGGAUGUCUGAUUUGGUGGGCGGGAUCUGAUAUCGUAUUAUUUUUGUUGACCGGAUGGGAAGGGCUUGAGGUGGUUCUUAGGGUUCACUAUUCGCAGCUGAUACGGAACGCCGAGCGCUCGCCCUACAUUGGGCUUCUUCUCCCUGUGCCCGAGGAACAGUUAAGGAGAGUUCGUCCGACUGGGGUCGGAAGCGGAUAUUGCGAGAUAGCGAUGGUCUCAUCAUGGGAUAUUUGCGAUGUCAUUGUGCUGCACUGCUGGCAUGAAGCAAGUGGAACCUUCCAAUGAUUCUUACCCAGAUCCAGUCUUCCUUUCUACCAUUUUUCUUGCAUAUACUUCCUUCCCUUAUUCAGAGGACUUCGUCAACGCCGAUGAUCAUGGUCUACGAAUAAUAAUGUCUUCAUCCGUCAUGAUUGCACAUAGGAACACUGUAUUUGUAUUCACAUUUUUUCUUUCCCCUUUUAACC
Molecule: messenger RNA, 2278 nt
Organism: Fomitiporia mediterranea MF3/22
Lineage: Eukaryota; Fungi; Basidiomycota; Agaricomycetes; Hymenochaetales; Hymenochaetaceae
Product: MFS general substrate transporter
Exons: 10
Coding region: 195-1688 (497 amino acids)
Biological process (GO): transmembrane transport
Cellular component (GO): fungal-type vacuole membrane
Molecular function (GO): transmembrane transporter activity
Source: RefSeq, a predicted model, not a curated record